Molecule: messenger RNA, 4806 nt
Organism: Mus musculus (house mouse)
Lineage: Eukaryota; Metazoa; Chordata; Mammalia; Rodentia; Muridae
Gene: Limd1
Product: LIM domains containing 1
Exons: 8
Coding region: 491-2497 (668 amino acids)
Biological process (GO): miRNA-mediated gene silencing by inhibition of translation; response to hypoxia; negative regulation of DNA-templated transcription
Cellular component (GO): focal adhesion; nucleoplasm; cytoplasm
Molecular function (GO): transcription corepressor activity
Source: RefSeq, marked validated
ACUUCCGCGUCCCGCCGCCGGCCGCCGCCAUCGGACAAUGGGCCGCGCGCCGCGGCUGCAGUGAGCUCUGCUGGAUCCGGCCACCGGCCCCAGGCCAGGGGCUGCCCGGUGUGUUUGCAAGUUCGAUUGUUCGACGUGGAUGUGAGUUUACUUUUUUUCUGUGGACGUUCUCUGUCUUCUUUCGCCUGUUUUGGGUUUUGUGACUUGGAGAAGAGAACUUUUCUAAGCAGGCCGGGCACGGCUGAAGGCUGCUCUGCCCCCACGUGGACGCUCCCCGGGGGAAAAGAAGUCUGAAAGUAAACUUAGCCCCGCUGGCCUGAAGGCCUCAACUCUGGCUGGACUGUGAGUUUUGGAGUCAUGACCUUCUUGCUGGGCAGGUGGGAAUCUUUAUCUGCCUUAGGCUGGACCUGAAACCUCGGCCAGCACCCAAAUCUCCCCCACCACAUUCACACCUUGAACCAGGGCUAGGCCCCGGACACUGAUCUACAACAUGGAUAAAUACGAUGAUCUGGGCCUUGAGGCCAGUAAGUUCAUCGAGGACCUGAACAUGUAUGAGGCCUCCAAGGAUGGGCUCUUCCGGGUGGACAAGGGUGCUGGCAACAACCCAGAAUUUGAGGAAACUCGAAGGGUGUUCGCGACCAAGAUGGCCAAAAUCCACCUCCAGCAGCAGCAACAGCAGCAGCUCCUACAGGAGGAGGCCCUACCUAGGGCAGGCAGAAGCCCGGUCAACGGUGGGAACCGUCAGGGUGCGAGCGGCAAGCUGGCUGCAGAUGGGGCCGCUAAGCCUCCUCUGGCUGUGCCAACAGUGGCACCUGGAUUAGCUACUACCACUGCGGCCGCGCAGCCCUCGUACCCAUCUCAGGAGCAGAGGAUCAGGCCAUCUGCCCAUGGUGCAAGGCCUGGCAGUCAGAACUGUGGUUCCAGGGAGGGGCCUGUGAGUUCCCAGAGACCUGCUUUACACGGCCUGAGUCCCUCCUGUGAAGACCCUUCCUGCCUCACUCACGGAGACUAUUAUGACAAUUUCUCUUUGGCAAGCCCACAGUGGGGUGAUAAACCUGAAGGGUGCCCCAGCGUGAGUCUGGGUGUAGGAAGUGGAUGGCCUGGUUGCCCAGGGAAUGACUCCACAUUGCCCAAAUCCUGUGGAGACCAUCACCCUUACCAGCCACAGCUCUCCACAGUGUGCUCUGGCAGGUCUUUUGAAAGUGGCAUCAGUGGCCAGGACGGUGGCAUUGGUGGCCAUAGCAGCGAGAAGCCAACAGGCCUUUGGUCCACUGCCUCCUCUCAGCGAGUGAACCUCGGUUUUUCUUCCAUGGGCUUGGAGAAUGGGACCUCCGCUCAACCCAAGGGCACAACUGUUUCAGCACCGAUGGUCCCUAGCAGCGCCAGCCAAGGAGCUUGUCCGAAAAGAGAUUCAGGUCUGGGAUAUGAGGCUUCAGGCAGGGUCUUCAAACCCCUUGUGGACACUCAGCCUUGGCUGCAGGAUGGGCCCAAGUCUUACCUCUCAGUUUCUGCUCCAUUAUCCUCGACAGCUGGCAAGGACAGUACCCAGCCAGGUAUGACCACCGGGCUGGAUCCUAAGUUUGGAUGCGUGGAGUCUGGCACUAGUCCCAAGCCCAGCCCCACCAGUAACGUCCAUCCGGUAAUGUCCACUCCAUCUGAGUUAUCUUGUAAAGAGAGUUCUCCCAGCUGGUCCACUGACAGUAGUCUGGAACCUGUGCUCCCAGGGAGUCCCACCCCCUCCAGGGUGAGAUUGCCCUGCCAGACCCUCGCACCGGGCCCUGAGCUUGGACCCUCCACUGCGGAAUUGAAGUUGGAAGCCCUCACCCAGCGUCUGGAGCGAGAGAUGGAUGCUCACCCCAAAGCGGACUACUUCGGUUCCUGUGUGAAAUGCAGCAAAGGGGUGUUUGGAGCUGGCCAGGCCUGUCAGGCCAUGGGAGAUCUCUACCACGAUGCGUGCUUCACCUGUGCAGCCUGCAGCAGGAAGUUAAGAGGAAAGGCCUUCUAUUUUGUCAAUGGCAAAGUAUUCUGUGAGGAAGACUUUUUGUAUUCUGGCUUUCAGCAGUCUGCGGACAGGUGUUUUCUUUGUGGACACCUGAUCAUGGACAUGAUCCUACAGGCCCUAGGGAAGUCCUAUCACCCCGGCUGUUUCCGCUGCGUCAUCUGUAAUGAAUGUCUGGAUGGGGUUCCUUUCACCGUGGACUCUGAGAACAAGAUCUACUGUGUCCGAGACUAUCACAAGGUGCUGGCCCCCAAGUGUGCAGCCUGUGGCCUUCCCAUCCUUCCGCCAGAGGGUUCAGACGAGACCAUCAGAGUUGUGUCCAUGGACAGGGACUACCACGUAGAGUGCUACCACUGUGAGGACUGUGGUCUGGAGCUCAAUGACGAGGACGGUCACCGCUGCUAUCCACUGGAGGACCACCUGUUCUGUCACUCCUGCCAUGUCAAGAGACUGGAGAAAGGACCCUCACCUGCACCCCUCCACCAGCACCACUUCUAGCAAGGAGACACAGUGGAGAUACGGGGCCAGCCUGCUGGGGGAAAUGUCUGUGUAGCACUUCUGAGCUCCCCCACAGCUGGGGCACAGGAAGAGGAGGGGCAGGAGGUCAAGUUCCUGUGUGUGUGAGUGUGUGUGCGCGUGUGAAGAGGGUAUCUUCCUUCUAACCGCAGCAGUGUGCACUCCCCAUCCAGUCCAUGUGUUUUCAAAGUGCUUUUCUCUAUUGCCACACUCUCGCUGAAUCACUCAGGAAGAUGCUCCAGCUUGCACGUGGCCCCUGACACAAGAUGGGGCUUUUGUGACUGGACACAUCCUAGUCCCUGGAAAGCAGGUUUUCAGGUUGUGUUGAGCACAUUCCACAGUGUCCCUAAAGAGAAACCUUGAUAGAGGUGAGCAGCACUUCCUCUGGGCGAGCACCUGCACCCGGAUAACCCUCACACAGCCCAUGGUGUGACUUAACAGUUCAGUCCACUUCAGAGCUUUAGCUCUUCUGAGAAUACUUCAAACACUUGACUGCAUUGCAGCUAGAAAGAGGCUCUGCAUAUGCUUUGUACAUUGGAGUUUGCUUGGUGAAGGAGAGCCAAGCUUGGACAUCUGGGAGGCUGGGUCUCCCUGCUGUGCCUCUGCCUUUCCUCCUGCACCUAAGACAGUGGGGUUGGGGCAGAGGCUUGCCCUGUCCUAUGCAGCCAGCUCAGAGAGAACUGGUGCAGGCGCCAGGCUUCUCGUCCAUGCUUGGUGCUGUGUUUUCAUUGCUUCCUCCAGUCUGUGACAUUGGAGUUGCUUCCUCAAGGUGAGUCUGAGGCUUCCUCAUAUCCCUGUCACCUUGUUCAACUCAUUUGAACAUGACCGUUGGGAAUCCCAGUCCAUAUCCUGGGAGAGAGCUACUUCUAAAAGGAAAGUUUUGUGUGUGAGAUCUCAGAGCUAGCACCAGAGGGAGUGCCCGAGCUUGUUUCAGCGGACUUGUAUCUCUCUGGUCCUCUUCUCAGCACAGACAUUUGCUUGGUUUGAGGAAACUAAUAUAAGGUACACUGCUUUUGUCUGUUUUUUUAAACGUCAUUCUUUCUCUCUACCUUUUCCCACACACAAAACAUACCUCACAGAUAGUUUUCACCAAAUCACAGAUCAAAGAGGAAUUCAUCCAUCCUAUUGGAGACUGUUGGUGUAUCAGCAGUGGCCGUUUUCCAACUCUUGAACUACAGCUAAGCAGUACAGUCGCAACACAAGGUCUUCUGAGACUAGCUGCAACUGAAGUCAUGAGUUCACUCUGGCCUCAUGUGCCUCUGCAUGCUGGCUCCCGAGGUUGCCAGGCUAAGAUGGAGACCACAUGCUGUCAAUAUUAAGACCACUUCUGAGGUGGAUAUGUGGACAUACCCGUCCUCCCAACAUUUGAGAGCCUGAAGUUUGUGAAGAAGGAGUUUAAGGCUGUCCUCAACUACAUGAGGUCAUGAUCUCACUCAAAAAAAAAAAAAAAAAAACUUAAAAGAGAAAGAAAAAAACCCCACCCAGCAUUGAAGAACAUAAUUAACUUUGCCUAUCACUUCCCGAGGCCAGAGGUCAGUGUCUCCUUGGAAGUUCAAAUGGGUAAAACUGGAAAAACAAAAAUGAAAUGGGUUUCCAUCUGCUGUCUUAUCUUCAGGGAGUGUCCCGUGACUUGUGGCAGGAAGGCUGCAGUGUCUUACUUCAGCAGUCAGGCUGGGUACCCAGCAGCUGGCUUGGGUGGUGAAGCAAGGCCGGUAGAGCUCCUGCCACAUGUGAAUGUGGACUCUUGACUAGGCCUCAGCUAGACCUGGUAGCUACUGCAAUCCUGCUGACCUCCAUUGCCUAUGAGAAGUUCAGAACUAGCACUGUGGAUCAGGAGCAUCUUUUUCAUUUUUAUCAGGUUCCUUCUGUUGGGAUCCUUUGGCCAGAUGUUACUCGUUUCCUGUUCUAGACAGAGGCCCCCUUAAAAAAAAAAAAGCUAUGAAUGUAUGGGGUCACCGAGAUAGACCCUGAGACCAGCGCUGUUUUCUCUCUUUGGUUUCCCGGGCUGGCUUUGGCAAGGGUGGCAGGGAAAGGAGAAAACACAAUGUCUUUGCCUUCCUGGAGGCUCUGGUAGAGUCUAAUUUUGUGUCAAGAUGAUUGAUGAAGAUUGCAGUGGAAUUAGUGUCUGAGGUAGAUGGGAUUUGUUUGCAAAUUGAAUAAUUUAAAACUCUGUGAUUAAUUUUUAAAUGAAAUUAAAUGAAAUUCCUGAUUGAAGUGAUUCAGAUCUGUUUGCAAAUACUACAUUUUAUAUUAUCAAAAAAGCAAUAAAGAAAUUUGUAGACUUCCCAGAA